GAUUAUGAAGAGGUGCUGGAGGAGAUACUAGAGCAGGAGGAAUAUGAAGAUCCAGGUGUUCCUGUGCACCAGGUGGAGGAGCCUGAAGCUCUCCCCACAGAGCUAGCAGUCACAGACUACCAGAUCACAACCCAACAGCCAGGCACCCACGAGGUCUACGUGGAGCUCCAGGAACUGGUGAUGGAUGAGAAGAACCAGGAGCUGCAGUGGAUGGAGGCAGCACACUGGGUGCGGCUGGAAGAGAACUUGGGGGAGAAUGGGACCUGGGGCCGCCCACACCUGUCUUAUCUCACCUUCUGGAGCCUCCUGGAGCUGCAGAAAGCCUUCACCAAGGGUACUGUCCUCCUGGACCUGCAGGAGAAUUCCCUGGCUGGGGUGGCCAACCAGCUGCUGGACAGGUUUAUCUUCGAAGAACAAAUCCGGCCCCAGGACAGAGAGGAGCUGCUUCGAGCCCUACUGCUCAAACACAGCCAUGCCAGUGACCUGGAGACCCUGGGAGGCACGAAACCCACCAUUCUGACCCGGUCUGGGGACCCUUCCCAGCCUCUGCUUCCCCAGCGUCCCUCACUGGAGACACAGCUCUUCUGUGAGCAGGGAGAAGGGAGUACAGAAGGCCGGUCACCAUCUGGAAUACUAGAAAAGAUUCCCCCAGAUUCAGAGGCCUCGCUGGUGCUUGUGGGCCGUGCCUCCUUCCUCGAGCGGCCAGUGCUGGGCUUCGUGCGGCUGCAGGAGGCCGAGAACCUGGAGGCCAUAGAGCUGCCCGUGCCCGUUCGCUUCCUCUUCGUGCUGCUGGGCCCUGAGGAUCCCCACAUUGACUACACUCAGCUUGGCCGGGCUGCUGCCACCCUCAUGUCAGAGAGGGUGUUCCGCACAUAUGCCUACACGGCCCGGACCCGCGGGGAGCUGGUGAGCUCCCUGGAAGACUUUCUGGACUGCAGCCUGGUGCUGCCUCCUACGGAUGCCCCUUCCGAGCAGGCCCUGCUCAGCCUGGUGCCCGUGCAGAGGGAGCUCCUGCGGAGGCGCUACCUGCCCAGCCCCGCCAAGCCAGACCUCAGCUUCUACAAGGGCCUAGACCAGAAUGGGGGCCUUGGGGGACCCGAUGGCUCAGAUGACCCUCUGCAGAGGACAGGCUACUUCUUUGGGGGCCUGGCCCGGGACAUCAGGCGGCGCUACCCCCGCUACCUGAGUGACAUCACAGACGCGCUCAGCCCCCAGGUCCUGGCUGCUGUCAUUUUCAUCUACUUUGCUGCCCUGUCACCUGCCAUCACCUUUGGCGGCCUCCUGGGAGAAAAGACCCGGAACCAGAUGGGGGUGUCAGAGCUGCUCAUCUCCACCGCAGUGCAGGGCGUUCUCUUCGCACUGCUGGGGGCCCAGCCCCUGCUUGUGGUGGGAUUCUCAGGACCCCUGCUUGUGUUCGAGGAAGCCUUCUUCUCGUUCUGUGACAACAAUGGCCUGGAGUACAUCGUGGGUCGUGUGUGGAUCGGCUUCUGGCUCAUCCUGCUGGUGGUGCUGGUGGUUGCUUUCGAGGGCAGCUUCCUGGUCCGCUUCAUCUCGCGAUACACCCAGGAGAUUUUCUCCUUCCUCAUCUCCCUCAUCUUCAUCUAUGAGACCUUCUCCAAGCUGAUCAAGAUAUUCCAGGACCACCCACUGCAGCAGCACUAUAAAUACAACGUGACGUUGCACCCCAAACCUCAAGCCCCCCUGCCCAACACAGCCCUCCUGUCCCUUGUGCUGAUGGCUGGCACCUUUUUCUUUGCUAUGAUGCUGCGCAAAUUCAAGAACAGCUCCUACUUCCCUGGAAAGCUGCGUAGGAUCAUCGGAGACUUUGGAGUUCCGAUCUCCAUCCUAAUCAUGGUCAUGGUGGAUUUCUUCAUCCAGGACACCUACACUCAGAAACUCAAGGUGCCCAAAGGUCUCACAGUGUCCAACGCUACGGCCCGAGGCUGGGUCAUCCACCCACUGGGCUUGUAUUCAGACUUCCCCGUCUGGAUGAUGUUUGCUUCUGCCCUGCCAGCCCUACUGGUCUUCAUUCUCAUCUUCCUCGAGUCUCAGAUCACCACACUGAUCAUCAGCAAGCCCGAGCGCAAGAUGAUCAAGGGCUCUGGCUUCCACCUGGACCUGCUGCUGGUGGCGGGCAUGGGUGGGGUGGCCGCCAUCUUUGGGAUGCCCUGGCUCAGCGCCACCACCGUGCGUUCUGUUACCCACGCCAACGCCCUCACAGUCAUGGGCAAGGCCAGCACCCCUGGAGCCGCAGCCCAGGUCCAGGAGGUCAAGGAGCAGCGGAUCAGUGGGCUCCUGGUCUCUGUGCUUGUGGGCCUGUCCAUCCUCAUGGAGCCCAUCCUGUCCCGCAUCCCCUUGGCUGUGCUGUUUGGCAUCUUCCUCUACAUGGGGGUCACAUCCCUCAGUGGCAUCCAGCUCUUCGACCGCAUCUUGUUACUGCUCAAGCCGCCUAAGUACCACCCAGAUGUGCCCUACGUCAAGCGGGUGAAGACCUGGCGCAUGCACCUGUUCACGGGCAUCCAGAUCGUUUGCCUGGCUGUGCUGUGGGUGGUGAAGUCCACCCCCGCCUCGCUGACCCUGCCCUUCGUCCUCAUCCUAACUGUGCCCCUGCGACGCCUUCUGCUGCCACUCAUCUUCCGGAACCUGGAGCUCCAGUGUCUGGAUGCCGAUGAUGCCAAGGCGAUCCCUGAUGAGGAUGAAGGUCGUGAUGAAUACGACGAAGUGCCCAUGCCCGUGUGA
Molecule: messenger RNA, 2739 nt
Organism: Elephantulus edwardii (Cape elephant shrew)
Lineage: Eukaryota; Metazoa; Chordata; Mammalia; Macroscelidea; Macroscelididae
Gene: SLC4A1
Product: solute carrier family 4 (anion exchanger), member 1 (Diego blood group)
Exons: 18
Coding region: 181-2739 (852 amino acids)
Biological process (GO): regulation of intracellular pH; bicarbonate transport; transmembrane transport
Cellular component (GO): plasma membrane; basolateral plasma membrane
Molecular function (GO): monoatomic anion transmembrane transporter activity; bicarbonate transmembrane transporter activity; solute:inorganic anion antiporter activity
Source: RefSeq, a predicted model, not a curated record